Messenger RNA from Vitis vinifera (wine grape), 1551 nucleotides. Its product is annotated as peptide chain release factor 1, mitochondrial. Bases 89 to 1363 code for a protein of 424 amino acids. Lineage: Eukaryota; Viridiplantae; Streptophyta; Magnoliopsida; Vitales; Vitaceae. The record is from RefSeq and is a predicted model, not a curated record. Gene Ontology annotation, molecular function: translation release factor activity, codon specific. The transcript is spliced from 11 exons. Gene Ontology annotation, biological process: translational termination.
CAGCCCGUGGGGUUUAUUGUACAAAAAGUUGUGAACUUUUCUGGUUUCUCUCUAGAGAAGAAGACAGAGGCAAGCAGUGGGGUUUAACAUGAGAAGCAGAGGAGGAGGGUUUUUGAAACAAAUUGGAACUCUUUACGCAUCCUAUACAACUUAUCAAAUUCAAAAUGGGUUUCUUCAUUCGACUAUGGCGAAAACCCCUUUCUCCUUCAUCCGCCCAUACUCCACUGAAUUACAACCUCAACUUUCCACUGAUCUUAUUGGGAUUAUGGAACAAAGGCUGUCAGCUAUUGAACACAGGAGUGCUUAUCUUCAAGAUUUUAUAAACCGGCCAGAAGCCUCACCAGUGGAGUAUGCUAGGGCUAAUAAGGAGCUUCGGAAACUCAGAAGUUCAAUCGAACAUAUAACUGAGUUGAGGAAUAAACAGAAGGAGAUUGAUGGUUUGAAGUCACUCAUGGCUGAAUGUUCAGAAGAUAAAGACAUGCUUAACAUGGCAGCUGAGGAACUGGGUCAGGCAGCAGAGGAAGAGAAAAGGCUGCAGAAUCUGCUGCUAAAAUCAUUACUUCCCAAGGAUGAAGCUGAUGAAAGGGACUGCAUUUUGGAGGUGAGAGCAGGGACCGGAGGAGAGGAGGCUUCUUUGUUUGCAAUGGACAUAUUUAAAAUGUAUGAGAAAUACUCACAGAAGAACGGUUGGAAGUUUGAAGUGGUAGAUAUAACUGAAUCUGAUCUUAAAGGAUAUAAGGAAGCUAGUGGAGCAAUCUCAGGAUCUGGUGUAUAUGGGAAGCUUAAAUUUGAGAGUGGAAUUCAUCGAGUUCAGCGAGUUCCAGUUACAGAGAAGUCAGGGCGUGUUCACACCAGUGCUGUUUCAGUUGCUAUUCUCCCUCAGGCUGAUGAGGUAGAUGUCCAGUUGAGGAAUGAAGAUUUGAGAAUUGAUACCUACAGAUCUGGUGGUUCAGGUGGUCAGCAUGCAAAUACUACAAACAGUGCUGUUAGGAUAACUCAUAUUCCAUCUGGGAUGACAGUCGCCAUACAAGAUGAACGAUCCCAGCAUAUGAACAAGGCCAAAGCACUGAAGGUACUAUGUGCAAAGCUAUAUGAAAUAGAAAGGUCUAGAAUUCAGAAGGAUCGUUCAAAACUUCGUAUGGAGCAGAUUGGUAGUGGGGACAGAUCUGAGCGCAUCCGAACCUAUAACUUUCCCCAAGGGCGUGUCACUGAUCACCGUGUUGGCAUCACUCAUCAUUCAGUAAAUGAUGUGAUGCAGGGAGAGAAUCUGGAUGUUUUCAUAGAUGCUCUUCUUUUGCAGCAAGAGAUGGACGCAAUCGCAUCCUUUCUCCUAUGGUGUUUCAAUUGCAAGCAGAACAUUUGAGUCUCAGUCUCCCAUAUUUUUUAGGCUUGGAAUUAUUGUAUUUUGUCCUAGCUUGUGGAAUCUGCCUACUAACUUUAACCGGUAAUUGAUGUGGGCACGGGUCCCAUUUAGAGCACUUUGCUGCAUAAUCAAUUGGGGCCCUUGUAUUGGUAAGAAAUAAAGCUAAUCCAAUUUAGAUUCCUACCCAA